AUGGCCGUGGUUAUCGCCAAGGGAAUGGCAAAUAAGCGGAACACGACGGAUUUGCGCUGCGUGGAAGACACGGAAGUGGAGCCGAUGGCAACAGCGACCACGACUCGAACCACAGCCCGAAGCUGCUGUUUUGGAGGACUCCAAACUGCGUGUUGUGGAGGACCCAAGCAACGCAGCUCCAGCAUCCGGUGGAAACCGAACCCCAAAAAUGUGUUGGUUCUGGAGGCCAGUGAGCCUCGCAAAAAUCCCAUUUUUGCAAGACUCACUGAGCCUCAUUUGCAAGACGCACUGCGGCAAGUUGUUGCAGUGGGAACUUCCAACUGCAGUGACUUAUUGCAGCAGCCAGUUGUCACUGAGGCAAGUUGUGGUAGCGGCAAGUUGAACAGCUUGCAGCAGCAACACAGUUUCUUGUUUCAGAAGGAGAAGUCAAGUGAUGUUUCUCUCAUUCAAGAAACCACAGAAUCCACAGUGAAGUCAGCAUUGCCUUUGCUUGAUUACAAUCUUGAAGUCACUCAAUGGUUGUGGAGAAACUUAGGAGGACCCAUUUCAGAAGCCACACCAACAUCCAUUUCAGUGCAACACAGUUUCUUGUUUCAGAAGGAGAAGUCAAGUGAUGUUUCUCUCAUUCAAGAAACCACAGAAUCCACAGUGAAGUCUGCAUUGCCUUUGCUUGAUUACAAUCUUGAAGUCACUCAAUGGUUGUGGAGAAACUUAGGAGGACCCAUUUCAGGUAAAUCC
Notodromas monacha is the source of this 738-nucleotide messenger RNA. NCBI's taxonomy places the organism in Eukaryota, Metazoa, Arthropoda, Ostracoda, Podocopida, Cyprididae. The record is from the annotation of a GenBank genome assembly.